Messenger RNA from Trichogramma pretiosum, 2713 nucleotides. It is a transcript of the gene CRMP, whose product is annotated as dihydropyrimidinase. The transcript has 10 exons. Gene Ontology annotation, biological process: pyrimidine nucleobase catabolic process. Gene Ontology annotation, molecular function: dihydropyrimidinase activity. NCBI's taxonomy places the organism in Eukaryota, Metazoa, Arthropoda, Insecta, Hymenoptera, Trichogrammatidae. The coding region runs from base 798 to 2651 and encodes 617 amino acids. The record is from RefSeq and is a predicted model, not a curated record. Gene Ontology annotation, cellular component: cytosol; cytoplasm.
UGGCAGCGGAGCGCGGCAACUGCGGGGCGAAAAGUCGCGCGCGCGUUUAGUCGCUCGGCAGACGCGGAACGGAGCAUCGGAGCAUCCAAGCCCUAUAUAUAGUUGUUUUGGAGUCAGGCGCGUACGUAAACAAAACCACAUCAAAGCGCAUCGCAAAUGACAUCGAGGAUAGCCUCAGCAAGCCUCAUCUCGCCGAGAUAGUAUUCGCAGUGGCUGGCCGUAAUAUACAUUUUUGGCGGGAAUACGAAGUUCGCAUCUCCCGAGCGAAGCACUCACGCACGCAGCACAGCCACACUCACACGCAGAGAGAAGAGUGAGCAGCAGCAACAGCCACGAAGAGAGGCUUUGAUACAAAGGGGGAGAACGGCCGGAGAGUUCUUCGUUCGUAUAGUAGUCGUAGUAGUAAUAGCAUAUAGAAAGGGUCUACUGCUGCUGCUGUUGCCUGCAUAUUAUAUAGCCCGAGAGAUACGAACGAGGUAUAUAGUGUGCUACGGUGUGCCCGCGCGUGUGUGACUUUGUGCCUCGACGAGAGAAGAAACGUAUAUAUAAGGAGAGUGAGAUAGGUCGAGCUGCUGCUGCUCUAGGAGGCAACGUUCCUCUUCCUUUCUCUCUCUCUCUCUCUCUCUCUCGGGCGAUUGAAGAUCCUAUCUCGCGGCCUAGCAGAGAAGUGAGUGCGCCGAGUGCAACGGAGUAGUCGUGUGUGCUACUACUAUAGAUAUAUUGAACGUAUAAAUAGAACAAUAUAAACAAGCUCGCGGAAGCGCAAGAAAAAGGCUGCAGCAGCACAACACAGCAACAUGACAACGCCGGUGAAGAAAGUUCCGAUUCACCUGCAGAGCUCGCAGAACCGACUGCUGAUUAAAAAUGGCAAAGUCGUCAACGAGGAUGGGAUCUUUGACGCCGAUGUGUUCGUCGAGGACGGCGUUAUCAAGGAGCUGGGACGGAAUCUCAUAAUACCGGGCGGUACGCGCACCAUAGACGCGCGCGGCCGCUACAUCAUGCCCGGCGGCAUCGAUCCGCACACGCACUUCGAGCUGCAGAUGAUGGGCGCCAGGAGCGUCGACGACUUCUAUCAGGGCACGAAAGCCGCGCUGGCGGGCGGCACCACCAGCGUCAUCGACUUCGUCAUUCCGCAGCAGGACGAGGGCCUGCUCGAGGCCUACGAGAGGUACCGCAUGACCGCCGACGAGAAGGUCUGCUGCGAUUACGCGCUACACGUAGCCGUCACCAAGUGGGACGCCAAGACCCGCGAGGAAAUGGCAACUCUCGUGCAGGAGCACGGCGUCAACAGCUUCAAAUUUUUCAUGGCUUAUCGCGACGUCUUCAUGCUGAGAGAUCCGGAGCUGAUCGAGGCUUUCAAGGUCUGCAAGAGCCUCGGAGCCGUAGCAAUGGUGCACGCUGAGAACGGUGAUAUCAUUUACGAGAACACAAAGAAACUACUGGCAGCCGGCGUCACGGGCCCCGAGGGUCACGAGAUGUCACGGCCCGAAGAGGUCGAAGCGGAAGCCGUUAACCGCGCUUGCAUCAUCGCGAAUCAGGUAUCGUGCCCGCUGUACGUCGUGCACGUGAUGAGUCGCAGCGCCGCCGAUGCGCUCUCCGACGCUCGUGCUCGUGGCGUUUGCGUUUGGGGCGAGACCCUCGCCGCGGCCCUCGGUACCGACGGCACGACCUAUCAGCACAAAUGCUGGAGACACGCAGCUGGACACGUACUGAGUCCGCCGCUGAGGCCCGAUCCCGAUACGCCCGAAGCCCUCAUGAAGAAACUCGUUGUCGACGGACUGCAAGUGACCGGCAGCGAUAAUUGCACCUUCAACGCCGACCAGAAGGCCCUGGGCAAGGACGACUUCUCGAAGAUACCGAACGGCGUGAACGGCGUCGAGGAUCGCAUGUCCGUGGUCUGGGAGAAGGGCGUGCACGCCGGCCUGAUGGACCCGACGCGCUUCGUCGCUGUGACCAGCACCAACGCCGCGCGCAUCUUCAAUCUGUAUCCGCGCAAGGGCGUGGUGGCCGUCGGCUCGGACGCCGACAUCGUCGUCUGGGACCCGAGCCGCAAGAGAAUCAUCUCGGCAGAGACCCAUCAUCAGGCCGUCGAUUUCAAUAUCUUCGAGGGUAUGGAGGUCCACGGGGUGGCCGAGUACGUGAUCGUCGGCGGUCGCGUCUGCGUGGACGAGUGCCAGGUCAAGGCCGUCCACGGCUUUGGCAAGUACCUCGAGACUCUGCCCUAUCCGGCCUACGUGUACGACGCGGUCGAGGAGCACGAGAAGCAACCACGCGGCGUGGCGCGCAGCGAGGCCGACGCCAAGCGACAGCACGAGGAGGACCUGGCUCUGGCCAAGGCGCGCGAGGCCGCGAGAAUCGCCAAGGCCCAGGCUCAAGCUGCAGCCGCGGCCGCGAUGCAGAACAACUCCGCGCAUCCGCAUACCAAUGGCCACAACAACGGCAGCGAGAACAACGGGGACGCGCGACCCUUCAGCGCCACCUUCCCCACCUCGAACACCGCGCCGCCGAGCGUCAAGGGACCCAGACUCGAAGGACAGAGAAAUCUUCAGGAUUCCACGUUCUCCAUUAGCGAAGACUCCAAAGAACCUCAGCGAUUAUCGAUUCGCGUGAGAAAUCCUCCAGGUGGACGCAGCGCCGGAGGCUUCUGGUAAACAACAUCCAACUUCUCGCACAUGAUUCGGUGCUAAGUACGAAAAUCAAAAAGAAAAAAAAA